Salvelinus namaycush (lake trout) is the source of this 4402-nucleotide messenger RNA. RefSeq names its product dihydrolipoyllysine-residue succinyltransferase component of 2-oxoglutarate dehydrogenase complex, mitochondrial-like. The record is from RefSeq and is a predicted model, not a curated record. Lineage: Eukaryota; Metazoa; Chordata; Actinopteri; Salmoniformes; Salmonidae. Bases 75 to 1415 code for a protein of 446 amino acids. Gene Ontology annotation, biological process: tricarboxylic acid cycle. The transcript is spliced from 15 exons. Gene Ontology annotation, molecular function: dihydrolipoyllysine-residue succinyltransferase activity. Gene Ontology annotation, cellular component: oxoglutarate dehydrogenase complex.
AGUCUUGAUGACAGCUUCUACUUUGAGACCUUCGUUACCACUCCCUUGGUCGGUUUGCCACCACAGUUGAAGCUAUGUUAUCGCAUUCCCGAUGUCUUUCCCGGACACUUGGGCGUUCUCUGUCUGCGUUAAGUCAGGGAAAGUAUGUGCUGGCUGGAAGGACUGCUUCAGGCCUAUCCGCUGGCAACAGGGUUGUCUACAGGAACAGUCAGUCUAGAUUUGAAUCUCUGUCAUCAGUUGGUGUCUUCCACAUCAGAUACUUCAAGACGUCUGCAGCACACAGGGAUGAAGUUGUCACCGUCAACACCCCUCCGUUCUCUGAGUCGAUCACAGAAGGGGACGUCAGGUGGGAGAAAGCUGUUGGAGAUUCAGUGAAAGAGGACGAGGUGGUGUGUGAGAUCGAGACUGACAAGACCUCGUUGCAGGUGCCGUCUCCGGCGGCCGGUGUGAUCACGGAGCUGCUUGUGCCAGACGGAGGGAGGGUGGAGGCCGGGAAUCCCCUCUUCAAACUCCAAAAAGGAGCUGCAGCAGCCGCUUCUGUCCCGGCGGCAGAGGCCCCUGCAGCAGCCGCUGCUCCAACCCCGGCUGCCAUCCCCGUCGCCAUGCCCGCGGUGCCUCCCGUGCCAACGCAAGCAGCCCAAGCCAAACCUGUUUCUGCAGUCAAGCCCAGCGCAGCACGAGCAGAACCAGCAGCAGUAGCCCAUGGGGCCAGGACAGAGAGCAGGGUCAAGAUGAAUCGUAUGAGGCUGAGGAUCGCUCAGAGGCUAAAAGAGGCUCAGCAGACCUGUGCCAUGCUCACCACCUUCAACGAGAUAGACAUGAGCAACAUCCAGGAGAUGAGGAAGCUCCAUAAAGAUGCUUUCCUGAAACGACACAACAUCAAGCUGGGUUUCAUGUCAGCCUUCGUUAAGGCUUCAGCACACGCUCUCAUGGACCAGCCUUCUGUCAAUGGAGUGAUUGAUGAUACAACCAAGGAGAUCGUGUACAGGGAUUAUGUUGACAUCAGUGUGGCUGUGGCCACUCCCAAGGGACUGGUUGUACCGGUUAUUCGCAACGUAGAGACCAUGAACUUUGCUGACAUUGAGAAAACCAUCAACGGUCUGGGAGAGAAGGCUCGUAAUAAUUUGCUGGCUGUGGAGGACAUGGACGGAGGUACCUUCACCAUCAGUAACGGGGGAGUGUUCGGUUCCAUGUUCGGCACGCCCAUCAUCAACCCACCCCAGUCUGCCAUCCUGGGCAUGCACGGUAUCUUCGACAGGCCUGUGGCCAUCGGCGGCAAGGUGGAGAUCCGGCCCAUGAUGUACGUGGCUCUGACAUACGACCAUCGGCUGGUCGACGGCAGAGAGGCAGUCACCUUCCUGCGUAAGAUCAAGUCAGUGGUGGAAGACCCCCGCGUUCUUCUGCUCGACAUGUGAUCCCAACGUCCCAUCACUACAGCAGGGCCACGUUCAGUACACAGCGCUGUUGCCUGACAUUACAGAGGGGUAUGCUAUAACGCAGAAUCAGAGUUAGCCAGCUAACUUUGAUCAACAAGCAGCAAUAACUGGUUGUUGAUCUGGUUACAUUUAAGAAAGCUCAACUUAGAUUUGCCUUUUUUUGGUUGUUCGGUCAAUUUUGACCAUGCUCAUUUCAAGGUUAUCUUUCCCCCCAAAAAAUGUAAAAAGUUAUUUCAGAAUAUUUAGGCAAUUUAGCUGGCUCUCGUUGACCCUGCUUUGUAGUAUACCCCUCAGAUAGCAGUGUUGUGAAUAGAGAGGACUUGAUUCCUUCUUAUACCCUUCGAGAGGGAUGUUGUUUCAACAUAAUGCUCCAAAACGUUGUGCCCUGCUGAACGCACCCCAAAGCUAUUUAAACAUCACUCAGCCUCUGUAUAAAACCAACCCCCCCCCCCCCAAAAAACACAAGCGACAGCCAAAUCUUAUGUACUGCUUUUGGUUAAAGAGAGAGAGCCUGAGUCCCUGAUCUGGUUGUGGUGUUUUGUCAAGAAAGGACAAAACGGAUAUAUGGGAAUCACACAAAUAGAGAAUUUAAUGUUGAGAUUAUUCACUUUAUUAUUGGGUGGGUAUCAUUCUGCAGCUUUUGCUCAGAUUGACAUGUCAGAUUGAUUCAACAGUUGGUCAACAUCAUACAGUGUUACCACUGACUCUCUGAUGAACCUACCUGGUCUGAUCCGACUCAAUAUUAGACUGACUCUGAUGAACCUACCAGGUCUGAUCCAUCUCAAUAUUAGACUGACUCUGAUGAACCUACCAGGUCUGAUCCGUCUCAAUAUUAGACUGACUCUCUGAUGAACCUACCAGGUCUGAUCAGUCUCAAUAUUAGACUGACUCUGAUGAACCUACCAGGUCUGAUCCAUCUCAAUAUUAGACUGACUCUGAUGAACCUACCAGGUCUGAUCAGUCUCAAUAUUAGACUGACUCUGAUGAACCUACCAGGUCGGAUCCGUCUCAAUAUUAGACUGACUCUCUGAUGAACCUACCAGGUCUGAUCCGUCUCAAUAUUAGACUGACUCUGAUGAACCUACCAGGUCGGAUCCGUCUCAAUAUUAGACUGACUCUGAUGAAUCUACCAGGUCUGAUCCGUCUCAAUAUCAGACUGCCUCUGAUGAAUCUACCAGGUCGGAUCAGUCUCAAUAUUAGACUGACUCUCUGAUGAACCUACCAGGUCUGAUCCAUCUCAAUAUCAGACUGACUCUGAUGAACCUACCAGGUCAUUUUAUUGAUGAAUAAACUCUGAUGAACCUACCUACCAUUUUAUUGGACAGUGUACUGUACCACGUGUAUCCAGUACAUACGACUAAUAGAAGUGAACUUGGAAAAGAAACGGACACAUUUAUUUUUCUUCAAAGCAUCAUGAAUUUUGUGUACCUUUUUUUUUUUUUUUUUUACACCGAGAUUUUCCAUCGCGCUGUACAUGUAAAUCUAUCCAUGCUAGUGAUUUAAAGCCAAUACGUGUUUUUAUAACGCUACCCUAAAGAAAUGUUCAGUUGGACAAGAUGAAGUCCAUUCUGAAGCUCCUGUGCUGUUUUGACUGUCCCAUGUCCUGGUUCUGUGUUUUGACAGAGCUAUUCAUGGGGAUACAGAAGCCUGUCUCCCCUGUAUGUCUAGUCUCUUGGCUUCCUACUGUUGCAGUAACUUCUGCUUAUUUUGGGGUGACUGUCCACUGAGCAGCAUUGGAAGUGAUUUGGAAUCUCAUGGAAACUACCACACACAUUGGGGUUUGUGUCCAUAAUGGCAUCCUAUUUCAUUUAUAUAGUGCACUACAAAAGUAGAGCACUAUAUAUGUAUUAGGGUGCCAUUUCAGAUACAGAUAAUUGUCUUUGAGGUUUUGGUAGAGAAGGGAGUAACCACUUUCCGUCGUCUCUCUAAGAUGUACUUCUGUCUGUCCAUGAGAAGGCACCAUGCUAUAGAAAACCCGGACGCCAGUUUUGUUCAGGACUUACACAACAUCGUUUUUGGGAGUAGUUUUCAAGAAGCACAAUUUAGCAGCAUGCACGAUGUAUUUCUCAUGAUCAACUCUUCUUUGUUGAACCCACCCAGGUAAAGAGAUGUCUUUCUGUGCUGCGUACAAUGCUUAGUAACUAUUUAAAAACGACUAUUGUAGGUAGUAACGCCACGUAAUAUAGAAUUUAUAAUGGAUUAGUAAAUAGUUUAUUAAUCAUUACUCCAUUCAUAAGAUGUUUAAUAUAGGUCAUUUAUUUAACCAUUUAGUUAAGUCAUUAGUUAAAAGUAUUUUUUUUGCUUGACCUCAUCUAAAGUGUGGGUUAUUUAUAUUUUAUAAGUAUGUAUUAUUUUGUGAGGGUGGAGAAUUUGCAAACCCGGAACUCCCAGAACUAAAUCCACCCCACUGAGAAAAUGAUGCAAAGUUUCAGUUCUGGGUUAAUUGAGAGAAGACUGCUCUAAGGCAUGACUGCAAACCACACUUUGCUUUUGGUAGAAAGGUCACUGCCAAGAAACGCUCAUGUUCAAAUUCUCAUCGGUGUUGUGGGCUUAUUGUUUAACCGUUGAUAUGUUCGAGGGGCCAUUUUGAGACCUUAAGGAGCAUCGGGUAUUACUGGAAUGUCUACCAAUGGCAUGUCCAUCUGUUUGGUGAGAAAUUACACUGGUCACUCAAAACAUUUUUAUAAAUGAUUUAUAAAGUAUAAAUAGCCAACUUUUAGAUUAGGUCAUGCAAAAAUACUUUACUAAUGAUUAGUAGAUGGUUUAGAAGGACUUAUAUUGAACAUCUUAGAAAACAUUAAAUACUUUAAAAGUUGUUUUAUAAAUGUGUGAAUAACUAGGUUACUAACAUUUUUUACAAAUGUGAGUAAUGAUGAAUAAAUUAUUUACUAAUCCGUUAUAAAAUGCUUUUAUGUAGAGUUAUUAUGAAGUGCUACCCAACAUUAAAACAUCUUAGUUUUCAUUUA